Molecule: messenger RNA, 3089 nt
Organism: Ipomoea nil (Japanese morning glory)
Lineage: Eukaryota; Viridiplantae; Streptophyta; Magnoliopsida; Solanales; Convolvulaceae
Exons: 11
Coding region: 289-2949 (886 amino acids)
Biological process (GO): proteolysis
Molecular function (GO): cysteine-type peptidase activity
Source: RefSeq, a predicted model, not a curated record
GUCGAGUAAAAACACAUCUAACCCCCUAGGCCCUAGCGUAAAACCGAUCUCUCGCUUAUAUACUCCGCCGUCGCCGUCGCUUACAUACUUUCCGCCCUACAGCUACCACACAGAUCUGUCGCCGUCCGUUUGUCUCCGUCGUCAGACAUCACCACCGUCUCCGUCGCCAGACAUCACCACCGUCUCCGUCGCUUCCUCUGAUCUGUCUGCGCCUUCAGAUCUGUCUCCGUCGCCUUCCCCGUACGUCGCUGCGCCUUCAGAUCUGUCUCUCUCUUUCUCUCUUAAGAUAUGGAUCGAAGUUGGAUGUAUGAGAAACGCACUACACUUAAAUAUAUGCAAGGGGUUCAAGAGUUUAUACAAUAUGCUGAAAAAAAUAAAAGUAAAAAGACCGAAGAAUUUAUAGUCUGCCCGUGUUGUGAUUGUAAAAAUUUGAGAGGAUUUCGUAGUUCUGAGCAAGUGAAGAGUCAUUUGAUACGCCGUGGUUUUAAGAAAGGGUAUAGUCGAUGGGUAUGGCAUGGUGAAAACUUAUAUCCUAGUAUAAGUGCUACUAAGAAUGAAGAUCAUGUAAACAGUGAAUCUCAUGCAGAAAGUGACAGUCAUGCAAAUAGUCAAACUAAUGCAAAUAAUGAAGAGAAUGAUGAAACUCGUGCUAGCAAUGAUGAGAAUGAUGAAGAUAAUGACCGAAUGGAUGAAAUGAUGCAUGAUGUGCAGGGAGAUUUUAGUGAAAUGCCUCCGGAAUUUAAAAGAUUGUUUGACAAUGUUGAAAAACCUUUGUUCUCUGGAUGUACUAACUUUACUGAGUUAACUGCUGCGCUUAAAUUGUAUAAUUUAAAAGCAAAGAAUGGAUGGAGCGAUAAGAGUUUCACUGGAUUAUUAGAAUUACAAAAAGACAUGGUUGCUAGUGAUAAUGAACUUUCUAAUUCAAUCUACAAAGCAAAGACAACAAUGUCUGAUCAGUCUGCAUCUACCUUUGCUUCAGACCCUACAUCUGUGUCUGCGCCUAAAAGAAGAGGCCCCAACACUAGAGGCCCCAACAAUUGCAAAAAUUUGAAGAAGAAGAAGAAGACAGAAGAUGUUUCAAUUGAAUUUGAUGAGUACAAUAGGCCAAUCGGACCAUAUUCGAAACAAUUUGUGUCUUAUAUUGGGAUUUCGGUUCGUUCAAAAGUUGAUAUCAACAUCAACAAUUGGCAUAGUGUAGAUCAAUGCAUUAAGGAUACGAUUUGGAAAGAUGUUAAGAAAGAGUUUGCUAUUCAAGAUGAUUCAAAGAAGAAUGUGGUGUUGAAAAUUGCAUCAUCGAGGUGGAAAGAUUUCAAAAGUAGAUUGCUACGUGAAUAUGUUGUCAAUAAGCACCCAAAUUAUGAAUCACCCGUACAGGUUUAUGACUACUUGACUGAAGAGCAAUGGGCAAGAUUUGUUGCAGACCGGGAAAGCGAGCAGUUUAAGGAAAUACGUCAGAAGGCGAGGGAACGAUGUGCAUUAAAUGAGCAUCCACACUUCUUAGGUUCUGCUGGAUAUGCGGGUAAACGGCUAGAGUGGAUGAUAUCAGACCCUCUAUCUUCACAACCUUCGUGUGCAUCUAUUAGCUCGUCCUUGGUGUUUGAGGAUCGUAGUUUUGAUUGGGUACGAGCAAGAGUCAAAAAAUCAAAAGAUGGAAGUUAUUACAUUCCGAAUGAAAAAACACAGGAAGUGUUUCAUAAGAUUGUAGACAAAUGUGAAGAAGUUAGUAAAGGGUCAUUUCAACCGAAAAGACAUCAUGAUAUAUUGUCAGCAGCUCUUGGUAAGGAAGAUUAUUCGGGUUCUGUAAGAGGAGUUGGUAAAUACUCCACCAUACGGGAUGUGUUUGGUAAACCAGAGCGAAAACAGGUUAUUACGGUUGAUGAUGUCAAAAAAUUGAUGGAGAAAUGCAAGCAAGAUACAGUGUUAGAUGUGCAAUCCAAGAUCGAUAUCCUCAACCAGCAACUCAAUAUUUUGAUGAGGAACAUGUCGACGACACAUCCACUUCCACAAGAUGCUUCGGUUGGAACUCCUCAAAGUGUCCAUGUGCCUUUUGAUCUAUCUCCUAUCCAUAGCAGUUGUCAUUCAAUUGAUGCAUAUCCAGUUACCACAAUUAAGGAAAAUGUCAAAAUAAGUUCACCAAGACAAAAUAAAAAAAAUGAAAAUCAAAGUGGUGAAGUAUGUACUAUUGGUACACGACCUCCAAUUGUUGGCGAUGAUGUUUUACAGCAUUUGGGGGACAAUUGCAAGCAGUUAGUCAAUUUGUUGAUAUUUUUACCUUCUGGUAAAGACUACAUUGAUUUGGAGAUAGAUCAAACAAUCUUCCAUCAUAGAAACGUGAGUAAUAUUUAUGUGAUGAUGGAGGAUAUACAGGAUUUAUUGAUGAUGAAUUGGCUUGACGUCUCAAUUAUACAAGUGUUUAUAUUAUUUCUUAAUCGAUUGUGUAAUGAGUCUGGAGUCACGUCAAUUGGGUUUGCGUGUCCAACUCAGAUUUCAGAGGAUAUGGUUAACUUAAAUUCUGCUGCCGUUACAACAUAUCUCAUUCAUGUCAUGGACCAGCACAAGAACAAACAAUUCAUUUUAGCACCCUAUCAUCAAGAACACCAUUGGUUACUUCUUGUGAUUUGCGUAUGUUCAAGAAACGUAUAUGUGUUUGAUCCCAAGGCUUGUAAUCGCACCAUUGAAGUUAAACCUUGUGUGAAUAUUGCAUUUCGAUCUCUUCGUACAAACGGACGAGGGCCUAGGACUGGCAAUUGGAAGCAAUGCAAAUGUCCGCAACAACCGGGAGGUGUUGAGUGUGGAUAUUAUGUAUUGCGAUACAUGUAUGAGAUGGUGACAAAAUAUUCAUCAAUUGACUGUUUAGAUGAGGUAUUUGAACAAAAUUCGUACUCUAUCAACGAAAUAGAUGAGAUUCGAGACUUGUGGGCAAAACACUUUUUGGAAGAGUGUGUGUAACUUUUUUUUUUUUUUUUUUUUUUUUAAAUAUUAAAUAUUAUCUUUUAUCUUAAUUAGUUAAGUAUUGUACGUUAUUAAUUGAUAUAAUGUCAUGUUGAACAAUUGUCUUGAUUUUAAUUUUAAAUGUGUGUUGAUUCUUA